UUUCAAAUCACACCCACGCGUAUUCCUCAGGUCUGACCCAGCUGCUGUGGUACUACAACGACCUGGAGAAGCAGAAGUGUUACUCCCUCCCCGGCGGCUUGGCUGACUGGAAGGCUAACGGUGACGCUUGCAUGAAGUGGAGACGAUGGCAUAACCUCUUCGAAGCCUCACAGUCCCUCUUCUGGGCUGGCUUCGGCAUGGUCGGUCUGGACGAUUUCGAGCUCACCGGCAUCCGCGAGUACACACGAUUCUGGUCCAUGCUUAUGUUCGGUUCAUACUCCGUGAUCAAUAUCAUUGUGUUGCUCAACCUCCUCAUCGCUAUGAUGUCCAGUUCCUAUUCCUUCAUUGUUGAACACGCCGAUACGGAAUGGAAAUUCGCUCGCACCAAGCUGUGGAUGUCCUACUUCGAGGUGGGCAACACCCUGCCUCCUCCUUUCAACAUCUUACCGACACCGAAGAGCUUCAUGAGGAUGUGUGGCAAGAGCAGCCGCCAGGAGGAACUCGUUCGAAGGAUGUCGUCAAGGACCCACUCCCGCCGUCGCAAGGCCCGCGAUUACCGCUACCUGUCCGUCAUGCGCGCUCUCCUGUGGCGCUACGUGUGCUCGCUGCAACGCCGAAACGAAGAGCGCCCCAUCAACGAGGAUGACAUCAGCGAGGUCAAGGGUGACAUCUCGUCGCUGCGAUUCGAACUGAUUGACCUCUUCGGCGCCAACGGAAUGGAUGUCUCCUCUUGUGCUAAGAAGAGUAGGGCUGCCCUGGGCCGCAAGAUGCGCGUGUGGGAGCGACGGCUGAUGCGCGACUUCCACGUGUCUCCCGCCAUGGGCUCUGAGGAUCCUAACCGCGAAGUGAAGGAAGCGCCUGUCGAGGAGGGAGCCAGCAGCCGCUUCAAGCGCGUCGCCAAACUCGCCAUGGCCAACAAGCCCGCAGACCUGGCUAGCAUCGUGGAGGGAGCUGCUCGCGCGUCCCAGAUCGGCAGCGGCAACACGGAGGGCCGCGAGAACCUGAAGGAAGCCAUAGAGAAGGCCCGACGCAGGAUGGAGGAGGGAACGCCCGACGGCUCCCCAGGCUCCUCCCGCGGAUGCUCGCCCUUCCCCGACCUGUACACCGGCCCUCAUCUCCUGGACGCCAUCAAGAGCUUGGACCUGAGCCCCCACCAUUCUCCCGCCGAGACCCCCAUGCCUCCCGCCGACAGCAAGGGCUGGCAGCCCGCAAAGGAUGGCCAAGCCAAGGACCUGACCAAACUGACGGUGCCCGGACGCCGCUCGCCGACCUGCCUCAAGCGCACGGAGGGCUCCGGCAACGAGAACCUUAGCCUCGACGUCCCGACCAACGUGUUCUCGAAGGAUUCCAUCAAGAAGCUGAGCGGCAUGAAGAAGGCGGAGACGGACAAGAAGGACGCCGCCCCCUCCAAGCCCGCCGUGUUGGUGACGACCGUGUCCGAGACGAAGCCCUCCGCGCCAGUCAAGAAGGAGGACGCGAAGACGCAGAAGGAGAGCGCGCCGGCUCCCAAGGCCGCGGUGGCGCCGAGCCCGGGCAUGAUCAAGCCGAGCCAGAUUAAGGCGAGCGGAGUGCUUCCGACGAAGGACCAGGCCCCCGCCGCCGCGGCCAAGCCUGCCCCCGUGCGCAUCCCGCCGCCCGUGGCCGUCGGGCUGCGGCGCAUCGAGGGCGAGAGCGCCGUCCGCCGCCCCGUAGCGCCCCGCGUGCAGCAGGUGCAGCAGCAGCAGGCCUUCACCGGCUCCGAUGAGCUGGAGACGGUGGACUUUGUGCGGCGCCCAUCGCGGCUUCCGCCCAAGCAGGAGCCCAAGGAGGACAUCCGCAAGUCCGUCACGCCCACCAUCGCCGUGACGCCGUCCACGCCCGCACCCACCGAGACGCCCGUGCCGCCCUCGCCGCCCGCUAAGAUGCCUACCAAGUUUGCCAUCGACAAGACGCCGCCGCCCACGCCCAAGCCCGGCGACAAGCCCGCCGAGGACAAACCCGCCCCCGCCGCCGUCCCCAAGCCAGCCGCCAAGCCCGCGGCCGCCAAGCCAGCCGCGAAGCCCGCUGAGAAAGCCGUAGAAAAGCCGGUCGCCGAGAAGCCCGCCGCCCCUGCCGCCCCUGCCCCCACCCCCGAGAAGCCCGCUGCCCCGGCUGCCCCGAAGCCCGAGGAGAAGCCGGCCGCCGCCAAGGCCGAGGAGAAGCCGGCUGCCGCCAAGCCCGAGGAGAAGCCGGCUGCCGCCAAGCCCGAGGAGAAGAGCGACGCCAAGCCGGCCGCCGAGAAGCCGUCCGAGAAGGCCGCCGCCCCGAAGCCUCCGGGCGAGCAGAAGCCGGCCACGCCCCCCGCCGAGACCUUCAAGGGCAACUCGCCCACCAACCAGGCGGAGCCGCUGAUCCGCCAGAGCCAGAAGAGCGGCGGCGGAUGGCUCUGA
Penaeus indicus is the source of this 2408-nucleotide messenger RNA. Its product is annotated as transient-receptor-potential-like protein. The record is from RefSeq and is a predicted model, not a curated record. Gene Ontology annotation, cellular component: plasma membrane; cation channel complex. The annotation marks the transcript as partial. Gene Ontology annotation, biological process: calcium ion transmembrane transport; regulation of cytosolic calcium ion concentration. The transcript is spliced from 7 exons. Gene Ontology annotation, molecular function: store-operated calcium channel activity; inositol 1,4,5 trisphosphate binding. Lineage: Eukaryota; Metazoa; Arthropoda; Malacostraca; Decapoda; Penaeidae.